CGAUGCACAAAAAUGUAUCGAUUUUCCCGUAAUAAUAACUCCUCUUCCUCCUCUUCCAACAUCACGUACAACUCCUCCAAUUCAAAGUACUACGUCCAGUUCGGCGGGAAAAGAAUCGAAACCACCGUGACCGACAGAGCAUCCGUCGCAAACGAUUGGGUCACCAUGAUCCGGUCCAAACACGCCGGCGAGUCAACCGUCGUCGUCGGCCUGGACAAUGAAUGGCUGCCCCACCCGGUCAGGUACAUGAGCAACAAGUCCGCCACCUUGCAGCUCUGCGUGGACGAAGACUGCCUCAUCCUCCAGCUCUUCUACGUGGACGAGAUCCCGGAGGAGCUGAAGAGGUUUCUGUCGGACUCCACGUUCGUGUUCGUCGGAGUUGAGGUCGCCGACGACGUGGGGAAGCUGAGGGAGGAGUACGGGCUGGUGUGCGCGAAGAGCGAGGAUAUCCGGGAGCUGGCGAAGAAGAAGUGGCCGUGGCGGUUCAGCCGGCCGGGGCUGAAGGAUCUGGCGAUGGAGAUAUGUGGGCUGAACAUGCCGAAGCCGAAGCACGUGUGCAUGAGUAACUGGGAAGUGCGGGAGUUGAGCCCCGCUCAAGUUGAGUAUGCUUGCAUUGACGCCUAUGCAUCUUAUAGGAUCGGUCAACGCCUUAUCUUGGAAAAUUAAUUGCUUACGAGUGUUGGAGUACUACUACGUAUUAUUAUUACUCCCAGAAUAAAUAUUUACUCCCUACAUAAGAAAUUAAGCUCUUCGAGCUUUCUAUUUCUGAUUAAUAUAAUUAAAUAAAUGAAUUGAGCUUAGAAGAAUAAUUUU
This is a messenger RNA of Cuscuta europaea, 813 nucleotides long. The record is from the annotation of a GenBank genome assembly. Lineage: Eukaryota; Viridiplantae; Streptophyta; Magnoliopsida; Solanales; Convolvulaceae.